AAGGAUACAAAGGGCAUGUUUUGGAAAAGGUUUAGUAGAGACCAAUUGAUUGAAUACUUCUUGUUUACUGGCAUUCCAGGACAAUUAUAUAGGACAGGACGUAGCACCGUAGAUAAAUGUCAAUGAAGUAAUAAAUUGAAGUUAUACGGUUACGCAAGUUGCUUCCUAAACUCGUUUUUGAGGAAGUAGAUCUAGGAGAUAGUCAGAGGUGAUCUGUCGUGUUCAUCGGAACGGUACGUGCUUAUAACAAGGAGAAAGAAGAAUGGCUAACCCCAAGUCUCGAAUAAGACGUUUGUUCAGUCAUCCAAGUGAGGCUAUGCAGGAUGGCGACAGAGAGGAGAUCCUCUAUGUUGCCUGUUCACCUUCUAACCCGAGGAGAACAAGGGACACCCUGAUGUAUUGAUAACCCUCGACGUCCAGUCGGAUUUAGACACAUACGGCAAGGUGAUCCAUCAGCUGAGGAUGCCUCACGUUGGCGACGAGAUAUCCCGUCUUGGAUGGAAUACCUGCAUGAGUUGCUAUGGGGAAGAUGAAAGCGCAAGUCAUGGAAUGUUGGUUGUCACCUGUCUGCGAUCAUCCAGGAUAUACAUCAUCGAUGUGGCUUCUGACCCCAAAAGCUCCUGCUAUCAAAAAGGUAAUAGAAGAUGAAAUGAUCCGUGAGAGAUCGGGAUUGACCAGCCCAACGACUAGCCAUUGCCUGGGGUUUGGUCAAGUCAUGGUUAGUGCAUUCGACAAAGGAGAAGACCAAUGCGAUAAAGGUGGAUUCUUUGUCCUGGAUGGUGAGACUCUCGAUGUGAAGGAGCGUUGGGAUAGUGGUCACGAUUCUAAUGUCUUCUGUCAUGAUUUCUGGUAUCAACUCCUAACACAUAAUGUCAUCAUCAGCAGUACUGGAUGGGGGCGUCGUGAUAUCUUCAACGGUCAGACAUCUAUCAAGGACGCCAUCUCUCAAGCUUCUGACAGUCGGAACCUGCACGUUUGGGAUUUUGAGAAGCGAACUGUUACUCAGGCCAUUGACCUUGGCGAAGAUGGCGCUGUUCCACUAGCAGUAAGAUUUCUUCACGAUGCCGACCAGAGUGUCGGUUUUGUGUCGUCUGCUUCAGGAAGUGCUAUCUUCAAGUUCUUCAAGACGAGUGAUGACAAGUGGUAUGCCAAGAAAGUUAUCAGCUUCACCCCUGGAGAGCUUUCACGGGAUGGAUAUAAAUCCCUACCAGCUGUGACGUCCGACUUGGUAUUAUCAUUAAACGACCGGUUCUUGUACUGUUGUAACUGGAUGUAUGGGGAGGUUCGUCAGUAUGACGUCACGGAUACGGACAACCCCAAACUCGUCGGGCAGGUCCAAAUCUGCGAGGUUUAUGACAAGAAUGCGAAUCCAGAUGAAGGAGGUGUCAAAGGUCAAAGGAUCCACGGCGGCCCUAGCAACAUGACGCUAAGUUUGGAUGGAAGACGUCUCUAUGUGACGACAUCGCUGUUUAGCCGAUGGGAUGCAGAGAUUUACCCUGACACAGUCAAGAAUGGAUCAUCUCUCGUCAUGAUUGACAUCAAUCCAGACGAAGGGGGGUUGACUCUCAACCAGGGCUUCAUGGCCGAGCUCACCGGGCUGGGAGAUGACGGGACAUCGGUGUCCCUGUUAGCCAAGGAGAUGCGAUACCCAGGGGGCGAUUGCACCAGUGACAUCUUUCUUUCUUUGUGUUCCUUACAACCUAAGAAGGUUUUUAAAAGAUUAGGCUUCAUUCGUUUUGAUAAUUAGAUUGUCAAAUUCGCAUCCUGGUCGAUUUUUUUCUUCUGUCGAUUAUAUGAUUAAAAAUAUGUAUAGUUUCUAAUUCUAAUUUGAUUUGAAAAUAUAACAAAACUGUGUUUGGUAACAACUCGAGAAAGAGGGUGUGAGAGAGAGAGAGAGAGAGAGAGAGAGAGAAGGGGGGGGGGGUACCUUGUGGUUGAUUCACAUUAUUGUUAUAAGAUAAUUUUAUAAGUAAAUAUAUUUGUAUUAAAAAAAACACUAACACGAGCACAAAAACACAUAGGUGUGAAUCUACGUAUGUGCCAAACUGGGUUUUACAUACAGGGUAGUGGAGGAGGGAAAGGGGGCAUGUGCCCACAUUUCCCUUCAACCCUCAAACGCAUGUACGUGUACAACGUUCGAUAGAGGCAUGCAAGUCAAGAAAUAUAUUAUUCUUUAUAUAAAUAUUUCGAUAGAACGCUUUCACACUAGUCUUGUUACAAUCAUUCUAUCGGAAAUUCUAACGGAUAUUUACAAAUUUUUAAUUCUAUUUUUUUAACAUGUUGAAGAAACUGCAAAUAGUAAUCAAACUUCCACGUCUUAGACAUCUGCUGAAUGAAUAUCCUACCUCUUCUUUUCUAUAUUUCUAUAGAGUCAUAUUAUCUUGAGAAACAACUUUGCAAUGUUUACAAUUUUGUCUUCUUGCUUCUAUUUUGUAUUUUUGUUAUGUUUUGUCGUUUCUACUUAGUGGAAGGUUAGUCUCAUAAGGAACUACAUAUACUUGUUCCUUCUUGGCUCUGUACCUCACUCAUGCAAUAUUGUGUUAUGAACAUGAAAUCCUUUGCUUUUGUCGAUGUUGAUUGUCAAAUUUGGUUUAAAAAAAAAUUGGAGUUGUAAAAACAAUAAUAAAUCACUAUAAUGGAAUGUCAGCUGCUGAAAAGAA
This is a messenger RNA of Strongylocentrotus purpuratus (purple sea urchin), 2660 nucleotides long. Its product is annotated as methanethiol oxidase. The record is from RefSeq and is a predicted model, not a curated record. Gene Ontology annotation, molecular function: protein binding; selenium binding. The transcript is spliced from 10 exons. Bases 521 to 1747 code for a protein of 408 amino acids. Lineage: Eukaryota; Metazoa; Echinodermata; Echinoidea; Camarodonta; Strongylocentrotidae.